CUGGCUUUGGUGGCAUCACUGGGCUGGGCAACCUUGGCAUGGGCUCUGCCAACUUCAUGGAGCUCCAGCAGCAGAUGCAAAGGCAACUGAUGUCCAACCCUGAGAUGCUUUCCCAGAUCAUGGAGAACCCUCUGGUGCAGAACAUGAUGUCUAACCCUGACCUCAUGAGGCAGAUGAUCAUGGCCAAUCCUCAGAUGCAGCAGCUGAUGGAGAGGAAUCCAGAGAUCAGCCACAUGCUGAAUAACCCAGAGCUCAUGAGGCAGACGAUGGAGUUGGCUCGUAACCCUGCCAUGAUGCAGGAGAUGAUGAGGAACCAGGACCGAGCGCUGAGCAACCUCGAGAGCAUUCCAGGCGGAUACAACGCGCUGCGCCGGAUGUACACCGACAUCCAGGAGCCAAUGUUCAGUGCAGCCAGGGAGCAGUUUGGCAACAAUCCCUUCUCUUCCUUGACGGGGAAUUCCGACAGCUCGAGCUCUCAGCCUUUGAGGACGGAGAACAGGGAACCACUUCCCAACCCCUGGAGUCCCACACCUCCUGCUUCCCAGAGCCAGGCACCCAGCAGUGAAGGGAGCACAGGCUCAGCCACCACCCAAAGCACCCCAACUGUGUCCAACCCCUUCGGGCUCAACGCUGCCAGCAUCGGCGCUG
Messenger RNA from Acanthisitta chloris (rifleman), 648 nucleotides. Its product is annotated as ubiquilin-4-like. Gene Ontology annotation, molecular function: polyubiquitin modification-dependent protein binding. The record is from RefSeq and is a predicted model, not a curated record. Gene Ontology annotation, cellular component: cytosol. The annotation marks the transcript as partial. Gene Ontology annotation, biological process: ubiquitin-dependent protein catabolic process. The transcript is spliced from 3 exons. Lineage: Eukaryota; Metazoa; Chordata; Aves; Passeriformes; Acanthisittidae.